CUAGUGGACUGGGAAGGCUACGGUCCCGAGGAGCACUCUUGGGUCCCCAGAAAUUACAUCCUUGAUCCCAAUCUUCUUGAAACAUUCCACGCCAGCCACCCUGACAGACCUGCCCCACGUGGAAGAGGACGGCCACCACGACGUCGGGGUCCUCGGCCCUCAGGAGUGGGCCAUGGGAGGGGGGGUACUGUCACAGACACGCCAGGCUCCACCAUCAGCCAGUCACAGCGCACCCAAUCACCAGAGUACUAAUCACCGGCACCUGCACCCCAUCAGCACUCAUCAGUCACAGUAUAAAGGACUCACACUCACACACACUCACUGUCUGGUCUCGUUUGUAUCAUACUUACCUGUAUGCUUACCUUAAGGACUCCAGACGAUCUACUUACCUGUCUCCAACGUCUCCUGUUUCCCUCGUGUGCUUCUCCAUCUGUGUGUGAGUGUUCCAAGUCUCCAGCGUCCAUACUCUCCAGCGUCAUUCAAGCUCUUCACUCCUACGAUCACAAGAAGGACAGUAUUACCACUCUGCAUUGCUCCAUUCAUCUAUACUUCACUUUAUACUCACCUGCACAACUGUUAUACUCUACUGGUAUCAAUAAACAUCACUGUUUGUUUUACUCCUGCCUUCAACCCUUCUGUGUUGUAACAUAUACAAUACCAAAAAGUGUUGAAAUGAGAUGCAGAGAUACAGACUUUCAGCCCAUUGUGUUUCUCUUUUGCAGAUAAAUAGAGCUUGGACCAAAGAGGAGAGAAAGAAAAUGAAGGAAUCCAUUCUAAUGGCAGUUCAGUUUCAAGGGAUGGAUUUUGGACAGGUGGUGGAGGUUCUCCUAAGUGAUAGUGACAUAAGAAAUAAACUGCAGAAACACCUGGAGGGGGAAAAACAACAGCAGCAAAAAUAUGUGAGUGGAGAAGCCUCUACUUCAGCGUCUGCAGUGAUGGUUCCUAAUCCAAGCGGAGAUGAUGCUCAAGUCCUACAGCUGCUGAAGAAGAUUGACAAAAUGGUUGCAGGAAACAACAGCACUGAGAUCUAUUUAGACUAUUCAGAGAUAGAGAAAAUAAUUGAGAAAGAAAUAAAGAAAUUCAAAGAAAGACAGCAGAGAGAAAUUAGAGGGAAACUAGAGAGAAAAAUACAAGAAACAUUUCACAGAUUCACAGACAAAAUCAAGAGUCUAGAGGAAAAGAUAUCUCAGAAUGCAAAAAGAAUUACUGAGCUUGAAAGAAAAAUGAAAGAAGAAAGAGAUGAAGCAAAAAUGAAGGAGCUAGAGAGAGAGCUGGAGAGAGAGAAACAGAAAAGGCAGAGAACUGAGGAGAAUCUUAGAGAAUACACUGAAAAGUGGGAGAAGGAGAGGGCUGAAAUGGAAGAGAGACAGCAACAGAAAAUGGAGAAGAUCAUGAUGUACUUAGGAGAGAUCCUUCCUCAAAUCAUAAAUAUUGUUUGUAAUUGGAAACUUUCAAAGACUCAGAGUGUAGAAAUGCAAGAAAUGUUGGACUUGACAGCACCAAAAAGGAGAAGAAAUAGCAUGGAUGCACCUCCAAUGUUGUCAGCUCCUGGAUCAGAACUCAGGCUGAUUCUUAUGGGGAGGUCUGGAUCUGAGAAGAGUGCAGCAGGAAACAUGGUUCUAGGAAGAGAGGAGAGGAUCCAUAGUGGAGCAUCUACAGAGAGCCAGCAGAGCGGGAUCAGACAGGGGGAGGUGGCUGGGAGGAAGGUGACUGUGGUGGAAACUUCUGACUGGUUCUGCUCAGGAAUCUCCCUGGAGGAGCUGAGACAGGAUUUUGAAAACUGUGUCCGUCUGUCUGCUCCUGGACCCCACGCCCUCCUCCUAGUUAUACCAGUCAAAGAGUCUGCUGGAGAGGAGAGAGAGAUACUGGAGAAAAUGGAAGAGAUCUUUGGAGAAAGGCAUUGGAGGAACACCAUGAUCCUCAUCACGGUUACUGAUGAAGAACAAGAGAAGAACAUUGAAAAGUUUGUCCAAUCAGGCCAUCAGGAGUUCCAGAGACUUAUAAAGAAAUGUGGGAACAGGUUUCAUUGUCUCAACAUUAAUCAGAGCGGAGAUGAUUCUCAGGUCUCACAGCUGCUGGAGAAGAUUGACAAGAUGUUGGCAGGAAACACAGAGAGAUUCUACAGCAGUGAGAUCUACCUGCUUAAAUCUCAGAUUCAAGAGAUGGAGAGAAAGCUCAGGAGGGAGAAGGAAGAGAGUGAUACACUUCACAGGCGAAAUGAGGAAAUGGAAAGGGAAAUACAAAAACUGAUAGAGAAUCUCGCAGAGUUAAAACCAAUUCAAGAUUCACAAGAUUCAAAGUGUAUUAUUUCCUGAUUGCAUACUCUCGUACUGACCAUAGCAUAAAAAAUUAUAGAUAUACACACUAUAUUGCCAAAAGUUUUGGGACGCCUGCCUUUAAAUUGACAUGAACUUUGAUGACAUCCCAUUCUUAAUCCGUAGGGUUUAAUAUGGAGUUGGCCCACCCUUUGCAGCUAUA
This is a messenger RNA of Megalobrama amblycephala (Wuchang bream), 2478 nucleotides long. Its product is annotated as trichohyalin-like. The coding region runs from base 678 to 2315 and encodes 545 amino acids. The transcript is spliced from 4 exons. Gene Ontology annotation, molecular function: GTP binding. The record is from RefSeq and is a predicted model, not a curated record. Lineage: Eukaryota; Metazoa; Chordata; Actinopteri; Cypriniformes; Xenocyprididae.